Messenger RNA from Spizellomyces punctatus DAOM BR117, 1617 nucleotides. Its product is annotated as 2-dehydropantoate 2-reductase. NCBI's taxonomy places the organism in Eukaryota, Fungi, Chytridiomycota, Chytridiomycetes, Spizellomycetales, Spizellomycetaceae. Gene Ontology annotation, cellular component: cytoplasm. The coding region runs from base 483 to 1535 and encodes 350 amino acids. The record is from RefSeq and is a predicted model, not a curated record. Gene Ontology annotation, biological process: pantothenate biosynthetic process. The transcript is spliced from 2 exons. Gene Ontology annotation, molecular function: 2-dehydropantoate 2-reductase activity; NADP binding.
CGUGAAAGAGUGCUCAGUGAGACCUGAUUUUCUGCAACUCCCUUCAUUCCUUUCAGCAAAAAACUGACCUGUCCCCCCUCCUUUUCAUCAUUGACCCUUGGACAAACGACGACGACGGCAAAGACAAAAAGAUGGGCUGGUUUGUGUGAACGACCACAGCCGGACUUCCGAACGGGUUGACAUAAUCAAUUUUUUUGGGAACUCUAUUUUAGACUCGUGUUUUUUUGACCACGGGGGUGUUCAAGUGUUCAAAAAGUUGGUAACUUGGGUUUUGCCGUUUGGGAUCAUUUUGUGGAAUUUUCAAAAAACCAUCCGUUGGGUGAAUGGCCUUUCAUCGUUGUGGUUUGAUUAGAACUUUCUUUAUUGUUUAACGACUCAACAAGGCAACCUAUUCCAAGUUUCUUUUCCGUCCCCCCACCUCCUGUUGUUGAGCGUGCUUUUUGUUGUUUUUUCAUCCCCACACACGUGUCUAUAUCAUCAUCAUGUCUAAGAAACCCACCAUCAUGGUGUUGGGGGCCGGGUUCAUAGGCUCGUAUCUAGGCGCUCACCUAGCCAACAAACCAGAUCUAUGCAGCGUACACCUCAUCGGACGCCAGUCCUACUUUACAACACUCCAAUCAGCCGGCUCACUAUCCGCCACAAGCCAAUCCGGAACGACCGUCACAAUCCCAUAUGAGAAACUCAACCUAUACGACUCGGUCGAUGCGUUUUGUACCGCUCAUCCCAAUGUCCAUCCUACCUACAUUAUCGUCACCGUGAAACGCAUCACUGCCCAUCGUGCCUAUGCCGAUCUCAAGCGAUGGGGCGAGAACCCAAACGUGACGGUCGUGACGAUGAUGAAUGGCGUACGAGCAGCAGAUGAGGCGAGAGACGUCUUGAAAGGGUGUGAUGUAAACGAAGGGAUGUGGCCAUUCAAUGUCAUUGAAACCGAUACAGGACACUUUGAGCAGGCAUCCGGUGGGGAUGUGUUUGUAGAGGAUUCAGAAAAGGGGCGGGUACUCGCUGGUAUUUUUCGCGAGUCGGGGAUUCCGACUCAGGUUUCUGCUGAUAUGCAUGGAAUACUCUAUGGAAAACUCUUGAUCAACCUCCACAACGCCAUCUCCGCUCUCACAGGACUCCCCAUUCAACAAGAACUCUCCACCCGAUCCGCCCGACAAGUCUGGGCCCACUGCAUGUCCGAAGCACUCGACAUUUACCGCGCAAACGGCAUCAACCCCGUCUCCUUCCUCCCCCACGUUCCCCUCUCAAUCAUACCCUAUCUCCUCUCCCUCCCAAACUUUCUCUUUCUCCGUCUCGCAACUCGCAUGUUGUCGAUUGACCCCCGCGCUACGAGCUCCAUGUACGAGGACCUGCGAAAGGGCCGGCCAACAGAGAUUGAGUAUCUCCAAGGAGAGAUUGUGCGUAUGGGCCGUGAGUGUGGGAUUGCUGCUCCUGUGUGUGAGAGGGUGGUGGGAUUGGUCAAGGAUGUGGAAGGAAAGGGUGGAUUGGGAAACUUGACGGGGGAAAUGAUUUUGGAUGCAUUGGAAUUGAUUUAAUGGUGGUGUAUUUUGGGGAAUUUAAAAACUAUACUUAUUCAGUGUUUUUAAUUAUGAAUCCACCAUGAUAUUUUCGCUGAGG